AUGGAAGAAGAAGCUGAACCCAUCGAAUAUAUCAUUGAUUCAAAUGAUGAUGAUGAAGAUGAAUGGACAGACGAAGAAGAUGAAAUGAAACCAAAACAACCUUCAUGGAUAGAAAGAUUAUUAAAACAAUUUAAAGAAGAAUAUGAAGAAGGAAAUGGGUAUUCAGAGGUAUAUGUCAUUCCAGAACAAGAUAGAGUUGUGAUGAGAAAGAAGGUGUGGAUUGAACCAUCUGCACCAGGUCAACCUCGACAACUUGAAUGGACGAAUCGUCCAAUCUUGACAGAAAUACAUUUCCCAUGGAGACAAGAUUUCAACAAUGUAUGCUUUGCUGGUGACCUCGUCAUUACAUUCCCAAUGCAAGAGGAUCAAAUCAAACAAUGUACUCAAAGACGGGAUACCUAUCGAUUGGCAUCUAUCAAAGCACAUAGUCUACUUAAACAACAAGUCGAGACUACUAUAGUAGCCAGCAGCUCGGAUUCAAAAGUAGUUAAACUACCUGCUGAUCGUCCCUCUUCAUACGACUCUAAAGCAAACAAGAAAACAAUGGAUCUCUUAGUAGAGAGUGGUCUAUUACAAGGACUGACCAGUGACACUGAAAAGAAACAAGUGUAUCGUAGUCAACACAUAUUUCUACCGGCCAAAGUAUUACCAACCUACCACAUGGACGAUGAAAAAUACUUUGCAUCUUCACUAUCUAUGGGUCACCUCAUACCAAUGAUCAAUCAAUUCCAAGAUAAUCUCAAUCAACAAGACAACUUGAUCGGCUACUCUUCAAUGGAUCUAUCAAAUAUCAAACAAUUGGAUAAAACUGGUAAAGGUUUUAAUUUCAUUAGACAAUAUAUUAGAACAAAUGAAGAACCAUUUUUCAUAGCAUCAACAAAUAGAGAAUCAAGAUCAUUUUCAAAAAGUGGUGAUAAUAUAAAUUAUGAAACCAUUUUAGGAAGAUAUGAUAGAGAAGGAAGACUACAUAUGAUUCAAAUAUCAAAAUCUGAUAAUCGAAUGUUCUCGGUUAUGAAUUCUGUUAGAGUGGUUCAAAAGGUUUUGGCAACUGUUGAAACUAGAAAAGAAGAGGUAUUCCAAUACAAAUCGGAUGAAUUAUCAAUUCAAGGCUUUUUAGAUAUCUUUAAGCAAUACACCAAUCGUGAUUAUUUACAAUGGCAUGAUAAAACAUUCGAACCUCUAUCACCAGAAUACUAUGCAAGUUUAAAAUAUUAUUCACCAAUACCAUUUAAUAUCCCUUCACUUAAAGAUAUUGCAUUCUCUGUUUUAAAAGAGAAAUAUUUAAUAUCAAGAAAAGAAACAAUUGAAUCAAUAUUAUUAUUACCACAAAUAUUGAUACAAGAAUUUAUAAAGAGUUGUGUAAAUGAUUUUAAACCUGUUGGAUUUGAAAUAUUACAAGAUUUGAAAAAAGAGUUGGAAUCAUCGUCAUCAUCAUCAUCUCUGGUUGAUGAAUUGAUACCAUUGGAUUAUUGGAUAAAAUCAAUGUUUAAAAGAGAUGAUACAUUACGUAGAUUUUAUGUUAAUCAUUGUGCUCAAUCAAUAUUUCAUCCAAUGUUUAAUGAAGAUAAUUUAUUGAUCAAUGUUUAUCAAAGUUUUGAUCAAUUUAAAAGAAAGGAUCUUCCAAUGGACCGAGUUUUCUUUGCAUCACCAGAUAGUAUCUCACCAGUAUCAUCGUCAAAGGCAGUUGGACAACCUUCAAUUGUCAAUCAUGCAACAUUUCUUGAAAACUUUCACAAAAACACAAAUAAUAUAUUUAACAAACCGGAGAUGGAUUGGUCAAAUAUUAUUAUUAUUGGUGGUAUUGUGACGGCGUCGCUUAUUGGUUCAACUCUUGGUUUUGAAGAAUCAGAUAUUGACAUUUGCUUUUAUGGAUCAAACUUUGGACCACAAGAUUACAAGGAUCGUAUUGACCGAUUGAUUGCUUGUAUUGGCGAGCAGGACAAUCUAUCAAUCUGUUCAACUAGAAAUUGCCUGACUCUUUCCAAACACCAUCCAAACAGACACAUUCAAAUCAAUGAUUGUCUAUUUGUCGACGUGGAACAUGUGUUGUUGGGAGUUGACAUUGAAGCAAGUUGCUUUGCAUUUGAUGGAAAGAAUGUAUGGACAAUGCAAAGAGGUGUGGAAGCUAUCAACUAUAGAUGUAAUUUUGCAUCACCAUUUGGUCACUCGAUCCGUGGAAAUAUGUAUCAACGACGUUUGUUGAAAUAUUUGUUGCGUGGAUUCUCCAUUGCACACUUUACAGACGACCCUAUCAUCAUUGAAAGAUUUGGUACAACUCCCAACAACAACAACAACAACAACAAUCAUGACGACCAAGUUCCAACCAAAGAAUACUAUCAACAUCACUGUCAAAAUGGAAUAGCAUUAUUGUACAGUGCAAGAGAUAACCCUGCCAUCUUUGCAAAACUAGUAGCCAAGAACAAAAGCAGUUCCCUACCAUAUGGACCUAAAUGGGACAAGGAACGAUUCGACAUGUUCGUUCAAGACAGUUUUGACGAAAAUUACGAUGGUUACAAUGACGACAAAUAUCCACAAUUAAUAGAUCUAGAUGAUCUAUCCUCAUCUCGUCUCAUUCAUUUUGAUAAUGUAGAAGAUGUACAAUUGGAAGCAAAUUGGAAUACUCCUUUGGAUCAAGAUGAUAUUUAUGAUGAUGAUGAAGAUGAAGAUGAAGACUAUGAUGGUGAAGAUGAAGAUUUUGAUGGUCAAGAUGAUGAAGAUAAUGAUCAAAGUAAUAAUAUAGAUGACGAUGAUGUUGAUCAAGAUGAUAUGGAUCAAGAUGAUCUAGAUCAAGAUGAUAUGGAUCAAGAUAAUGAUGACCAAGAUGACGAUUAA
Molecule: messenger RNA, 2832 nt
Organism: Cavenderia fasciculata
Lineage: Eukaryota; Evosea; Eumycetozoa; Acytosteliales; Cavenderiaceae
Exons: 3
Coding region: 1-2832 (943 amino acids)
Source: RefSeq, a predicted model, not a curated record